Molecule: messenger RNA, 834 nt
Organism: Fraxinus pennsylvanica
Lineage: Eukaryota; Viridiplantae; Streptophyta; Magnoliopsida; Lamiales; Oleaceae
Source: the annotation of a GenBank genome assembly
AUGAAGAAGGAAGAUCAAGCAAGGUCAAUGUUUGGGAUUUCUUUGACUGAUAGUGAUAGACCAAUUUGGCAACAGUUUCUCAUAUGCUCUUCCCGGUUCUUCUUUGGUUAUCUUGUCAAUGGCAUUUGCGAUGUCAAGCUCUCUGUUGUCCUAAUGGGUUCUCAUGGAUUAACAAAGGGUUCCUUGGCUUAUCUUAACUAUCCAGCACAGAAUAUGUUCAAGUUGACAAAGGUUCCACCUGUAAUGAUAAUGAGCGAGUUUAUCCCUGGCUUGAGAAGAAAAUACCCCAUUCACGAAUACAUAUCAGCCGUGCUUCUAGUUGUUGGGCUGAUUCUUUUCACCUUAGCAGAUGCAAACACUUCUCCAAACUUUAGUGGCAUUGGCGUCUUGAUGAUUUUAGGCGCUCUAGUCAUGGAUUCGUUUCUCGGUAACUUGCAGGAAACAAUUUUCACCAUGAAUCCCGAUACCACUCAGAUGGAGAUGCUAUUUUGCUCGACGUUGAUUGGGUUGCCUUUCCUGUUACCGCCAAUGAUUUUGACCGGAGAGUUGUUUAAAGCUUGGAAUUCUUGUGCUGAGCAUCCUUAUGUUUACGGGGUGCUUGUCUUUGAAGCAAUGGCUAUAUUUAUUGGUCAAGACUCUGUUUUAUCACUCAUUGCCAUUUUUGGGGCUGCCACCACUGCUAUGAUUACAACAGCACGAAAGGCUAUCGUCCCUGAUACUAAACCUCCUAACCAAGUUGUCGUAUCCAGUACUCGGGGAAAAAAUCAUCCGAAAAAGGUGAAGACACCAGAAAAUGGAGCCAACGAAGACGAAGAGAAAAGGCCAUUAGUCUGA